Molecule: messenger RNA, 2004 nt
Organism: Entamoeba nuttalli P19
Lineage: Eukaryota; Evosea; Mastigamoebida; Endamoebidae
Product: protein kinase with ankyrin repeats, putative
Exons: 1
Biological process (GO): protein phosphorylation
Molecular function (GO): protein binding; ATP binding; protein kinase activity
Source: RefSeq, a predicted model, not a curated record
ACGAAAUUAAUCAAUAUUGUACGUAAUGAGACAGCUGAUAAAGUAAAAGAAUAUCUUAAUAAGAAAAAAGUAGAUAAAAAAACGUUUGAAAAAUUUAAAACGAAAGAGGAGAAUCCUUUAUAUGUUUCUAUGAUUAUUAGAAAAGAUUUUGAUAUGUCACAAGAAUUAAUCAAAGUGAUGAUUAAAGUAAAAGCUGAUAUCAAUAAAUAUGAUGAAGCUGAACAAACAAUAUUACAUUAUGUAUGUAAUACAUUUACUUCUGAUGCUUCUUUUAUUAUGGCAUUAUUACAAUUUCCAGGAAUAAAUGUUAAUGCAAAAAAUAGAGAUGAACAAACUCCUUUACAUAUUUUUUGUAAUCAUUUUGCUAAUGUUCAAUCAUACAAAACAGUUUUACAAAAAUUUGUUGAAUUACAUGCUGAAAUUGAUGCUACAAAUUCAUAUCUUGAAACACCUCUUAUUAAAACUGUUAAAAAUCAAAAACUUAGAGGUCUUAUUGUUCAAUUUCUCAUUGACAAUGGAGCAAAUAUUAAUGUUGCUAAUAAAGCAAAAAAUACUGCAUUACAUUUUGUUGUUGUUUUAAAUAGAGUAGAUUUAAUUAAUAUAUUAGUUAAAGGAGGUGCUGAUAUUUAUUGUUUAAAUAAUAAAAAUGAAUCUCCAUUAAGUCUUGCUAAAGAAAAAGGUUCAAUGGCAGUUAUUACUAAAUUAUAUGAAGUUCAUAAUUUACUUCAAUGGCUUUCAUCUAUUUCAAAUGACUUUGUUGCUUUAUAUGCAAGAAAAUUUCUUCAACAAGAACUUCAUCCAAAAUUACUUAAAUCAUUAAGUGAUGAAGAAUUAACUGAUGUAUUAGAAGUUAUUGUAGAAGAAGAAAAACAUAUAACUAUUUUAAAAGAUUCAUUACGUAAAUUUGAAUUAAUUCUUCCAGAAGAAAAAGAAAUUAAAGCAGUUGUUGUAACUACACCUGAAAAAAAACCAAUGCUUUCAGUAUCUCGACGUUCAUCACUUCCAGCUAAUGUAGAUUCAUGGACUAUUGGAUCAAAUCAAAUUGAAUUUACAGGAGAAACAAAACCAUCACGAUCAAAUAAAGUUGGAACAGGAUCAACAUGUAGUGUUUAUAGAGGUAUUUAUAAAAAAAAUAAUAGUGAAGGAGGAACAACAGAUUUUGAUGUUGCAGUCAAAGUAAUGGAUGAAGGUAUUGAUUUAGGAGAAAAUAGUGAAUUUCUUCAUGAAUUUGAAAUACAAAAAAUUAUUACCCAUAAGAAUAUUGUAAAGUUCUUUGGAAUUGUUAUAGAUGAUACAAUAUCAAUUGUUAUGGAAUUUUGUUCUCAUUUCUCAUUAUUUGAUGUUCUUAAUGAUCCAAAUCAACAAGUUGAUUUUCCUACUGCAUUAAAUUUUUGUGAACAAAUGAGUGUUGGACUAGGAGUAUUACAUGAUAACAAACCAUCUAUUCUUCAUCGUGAUUUUAAAUCAUUAAAUGUUCUUGUAACAAACGAUUAUACGUUAAAAAUUAGUGAUUUUGGAAUGAGUCGAUUUGAUACUACAGAAAAUCGAGAAAAAGAUUUAAAAGAAUUAUCUGGAACAAUACCAUAUUGUUCUCCAGAAAUUAUUCCAAGUGAUGGACAUCAAGGAUUAUAUACUACAAAAAGUGAUAUUUAUUCUCUUGGAAUAGUUUUUUGGGAAAUUUUUAGGAGAGUUGUUUUUGGGUCAUACACAAAACCAUGGUUUAAAGAAUAUAAUAUUCCUGCAGCAAAUGACUUUGCUAUUUUAAAUUUAAUUAGUGAAGGUAAACGACCUACUCUUGAAAUCAAGGAAUAUAAUGAAGCUUGUAAAAAUUAUGUACCACCAUCAGUACAUCAACUGUAUUAUAGUUGUGUAGAUGAUGAACCUGAUAAAAGACCUAAUACAGAAGAACUUAUUAAAAUGAUUGAAUCAAUGAAACAGGAAUAUAUACAUAACAAUACUAUUUGGAAUAAAUAUUAUGUUCCUGUUGGAUAUAAGAAAAUGUAA